AUGGAAAACAGACCUUCAGUGAGGAUCGGAGUGGUGGGAUAUGGACAUCUAGGGAAGUUCCUGGCCGAGAAGAUCCUCAGAGACGGACGUGCUCUCGGUCUGACUCUGGCGUUCGUCUGGAACAGAAAUCCAGAAAAGUUAAAGGGUUCGGUCCCUGCUGAGCUCGUCCUCAGUGAUCUGUCGUCCUUCGCUGACAGGCGCUGUGACGUGAUCGUGGAGGUGUGUCACCCUCAGAUAGUGGAAGAGUUCGGCCCCAGGUUUCUGGCUCGCUCCCAUUUCAUGGUGGGCUCUCCCUCUGCUCUCUCCAACCCUGACCUGAAUGAGAAGUUGCGUCAGGCUGCUCAGCAAUACGGCCACACGCUUUAUGUCCCCAGCGGUGCAUUAUGGGGCGGCCAGGACAUCCAGAGGAUGAAUGAUAGUGGGACGCUGAAGGCUUUGUUCAUCAGAAUGUCCAAGCAUCCCUCCUGCUUCCGGCUGACGGGAGACAUCCUCAGCGACUGGGCAGAGGGGGAGGGGAGGCGCGUCUUAUUCAGGGGCUCAGUGGCAGAACUCUGCUCUCUCGCUCCAAACAACGUCAACACCAUGGCGGCGGCGGCCGUGGCAGCGGGGGCGCUGGGCUUCACGGGGGUUCAGGGGGAGAUCGUUUCAGAUACAGAGCUGAGUGAUUUCCACGUGGUGGAGGUGGAGGUGACCGGGCCUGACGGCUUCUCGGUUCACACAGUGAGGAGGAAUCCAGCCAGACUCGGGGCUGUGACCGGCAGCGCCACCUACAACUCCUUCUGGAACAGUUUACUCGUUUGUAAAGGUCACGGAGGCAAAGUUUACUUGUGCUGAAGCAGCAGAGACAUGUGGAGGAUCACCUUCAGCAGAAGAGGAGGAUCCACGAACAAAUCCAUGUUAAAUUAGAAGCUUUAUUCUGGAUCAGUGUCAGUCGGUUACUGAGAAACUCCACAGAUGUUUGGAUGAGUGUUUCAAUAAAGUGCGUGCACA
Molecule: messenger RNA, 990 nt
Organism: Salarias fasciatus (jewelled blenny)
Lineage: Eukaryota; Metazoa; Chordata; Actinopteri; Blenniiformes; Blenniidae
Gene: aspdh
Product: aspartate dehydrogenase domain containing
Exons: 7
Coding region: 1-834 (277 amino acids)
Biological process (GO): NAD+ biosynthetic process
Molecular function (GO): L-aspartate dehydrogenase [NAD(P)+] activity; NADP binding
Source: RefSeq, a predicted model, not a curated record